CAGUUUUGAUUAAUGCAUUUCAUUUCAAAUUUUUCUAUAUAAUAUUCCGAUUCAAGUUCAAACUUUUAUAUUACUCAUUUUAAUCAUUGCUAAAGUUGUGAUUCUUGUAUAUUCUUGCUGAUUUUACAUCAAAAACACAACUAUGGCUUCCGGUUUCUCAACAAUGACAGAGAAGAAAAAGAUUUUAUUCAUAAUGGGUGCAACUGGAACUGGAAAAACUAAACUUUCUAUUAACCUAGGUAUUCAAUUCCCUUCUGAAAUCAUUAACUCAGACAAGAUUCAAGUCUAUAAGGGUCUUGACAUUGUGACGAAUAAGAUACCAGAAUCCGAGCAAUGUUCGAUUCCACAUCACAUGUUAGGCAUCAUAAAUGAUCCUAAUUAUGAUUUCACUGUGAAUGAAUUCUGCAAGAAAAUGGUUGAAACCCUAGAUGUCAUUGUUGAAAAUGGACAUCUACCUAUUAUCGUAGGUGGUUCAAAUUCCUACCUACAAGUACUUGUUGAUGACCCAAUCUAUGCAUUUGGUUUAAAAUAUAAUUGUUGUUUCAUCUGGGUGGAUGUGUCAUUGUCUGUUUUGUUUCCUUAUUUGGACAAAAGAGUUAAUGAAAUGGUUGAGGCAGGUCUUAUUGAUGAAAUUAGAGACUUUUUUGUCCCUGGAGCAGAUUGCACAAUGGGGAUUAGAAGAGCAAUUGGUGUUCCUGAGCUUCAACGUUAUUUUGAGAUAGAAAAUGAUGAAGAUUUUGAUGAGGCUCAUAAAGAAAAAAUACUUGAGGAAUCUAUUACAGAAAUGAAAGAAAACACAUGCAUCUUGGCUGAAAAUCAACUUAUAAAGAUUGAUAACAUGGUUAAUAGAUUUGGGUGGAAGGUGCACAAAAUUGAUUCUACAAAGGUCUUUGAAGCUGUUUUAAAGGGGGAAGAUUAUCAACAUUUGUAUCAAGAAAUUGUGAUUAAGCCAAGCAUUGAGAUAGUUAAGAGCUUUUUGGAGGAGGCAACAAAUGAAAUAUAAAAUGAGUAUUAGUAUCCCCUAUAAUACUACCUUUUUCUUAUUUUACUGUUUCUUUUAGAUUCUAUUUACUUAUUAUAUAAUCGUAUUGUAUGGAUUGUUGUGUAAUAAAUAUGUUAUUCUAUUUA
Molecule: messenger RNA, 1128 nt
Organism: Lathyrus oleraceus (garden pea)
Lineage: Eukaryota; Viridiplantae; Streptophyta; Magnoliopsida; Fabales; Fabaceae
Product: adenylate isopentenyltransferase 5, chloroplastic
Exons: 1
Coding region: 143-1003 (286 amino acids)
Biological process (GO): tRNA modification; cytokinin biosynthetic process
Cellular component (GO): mitochondrion
Molecular function (GO): tRNA dimethylallyltransferase activity
Source: RefSeq, a predicted model, not a curated record